This is a messenger RNA of Plasmodium inui San Antonio 1, 1413 nucleotides long. RefSeq lists its product as hypothetical. Bases 1 to 1413 code for a protein of 470 amino acids. Lineage: Eukaryota; Apicomplexa; Aconoidasida; Haemosporida; Plasmodiidae. The record is from RefSeq and is a predicted model, not a curated record. The transcript has a single exon.
AUGAAUCACAAUUCGGGGGAGAACACCGAUCCGAGCACGGGGCGAAGUGACAACUCGAUGGGGGACUACAUCGAUGAGGGACAAGACAAAAGGGAUGACCAAAAUGGGGAGGAAAUGGGCAUUCAAGAAGAAGUGACCAUUCAAGAUGCAAUGAGCAUCGCAGAACUCCCUGACAACCAAUUCACCAGCGCGCAGUACAUCCCAGAUUUGCACGGGCUGGGUAGAGAGAGACAAGCGCUGUCCUGCAAGGUGAACAAAAUGAUAAUUCCAGGACAAGUAUCCCCUUACCACGUACCCCAAGAUGAAUCUUCCUCAGAGAGAGAAACUUUAUAUGACGAAAAUGGAUUUCCAAUAAGGACAAAUUCGAAUGACCAAGAAGGGGAAAAAAAAUUGUGGUCAUGGACCAACGAAGGAAAAUUAAAACUUUUAUGUUCUCAGCCAAUAAUCCCAGUGUCUGUUGUGCAGGGGAUACUAAGGAGGGACAAAAUUAUUUUAAUACCACAAGUGGAGGUAACCGAUUUUGUUGUCCCAAAAAUUUAUAAUCAAAAUAUAAAGCAUGAUGUGCCUAAGCUGGACAUAAAAGUGGAAUGCUCCAAGGUAGAAAUACCAAAUGUCAAAUAUGUGGAGAAGGAAAUAAUCAUUCCAAUCAUCACAGGGUACACACAUAAGUUCAUCCCUAAAUGGGACGUCCACGAGGUUCCUAGGCCAGUUGUUAAAUACAUAGGGGAGCAAAAAAUAGUAGAGGUACAAGUACCCGAAAUUAAGUAUAUUGACAAAAUUGUCGAAAGAGAAGUAAUCGUAGAUACCGUGGAAAAAAGGGUCCCGAAAAUAAUCGAGAUUCCAAAAUACGUGGAUGAAGUUAAGUAUGUGUGGAAGCCUAUUGAGAAAAUUGUAUACAUACAAAAGUUGGUCCCCAAAUUUGACGUCAAUUUGGAAUGUCCUCCACCUUUAAUCGUCCCAUACCCGGUACAGACGGUCAAGCAGAUGCCACCUGUGAUGGUCAGAAAGGAUGUGAAAUUUCCAGACUGUGAUUACACUGAUUUCAAUUCGCCUUCCGGGUCCUUGCCAGUCCCUAGAGAGUACGUCGAUUACUAUACUCCUAGGAAGGAAGCCAAGAAGGGUAUUUUUUUCUCGAACUGCUGUGAACCGAAUAGUAAGAGUAGGGAAAAUCAUGAUGAGACCUAUUACGAGGUGUCCCCCAAUUCGGCCAUGAGGGCCUCCGAAGAAUCACUCCAGAAUGAACUAAAUAUUUGUAAUUCCUCCAACCCGUUUGUCAAUAUCAGCGCCGAUUCGAUGUUAAACAAGGGGGGCCCAAAGGUCGCCCCUGGCGCCGACGUGAUUGCCAACAUGAAUGAGGACAUUAAUGCUAACAUGAAUGGGAACAUAAACGUGAUUGCGAACGUGAAUGCAUGA